GAGAAGGAGGAGGGGGGCGGGGGUGGUGGUUUAAUAUAGAAAGCAGAAUCCGGAGAUCCCCUUUAACGUGUGUUUGUUUGCAGUGAUUGAGCGGCUUCGCCAUGCAAUCGACAGCAAGAAGAAGCAGCCAGCUGUUUCUGCCAGGGGCUGCUUCUGGCACCUGGGUUGUGAGCGCUUUCAUCCUGGGCUUGCUUCUCGUCGGUGCUGUGGUGUCAGGGCUCCCAGCCUGUGAAAAGAAUGAUUACCACUUUGAGUACACGGAAUGUGAUAGCACUGGUUCCCGGUGGAGAGUUGCUAUUCCUAAAUCUCCUGGAAAAUGCACAGGAUUGCCUGAACCAAUCAAAGGCAGAGAAUGCUCCUUUUCUUGCGGAUCGGGGGAGUUUCUGGAGCUGUUAAACCAGGCCUGCAGUAAAUGUGCAGCAGGCAGUUACUCGUUGGGCAGUGGCAUUAGAUUUGAUGAAUGGGAUACUUUGCCACUUGGAUUUGCUACUGUGGCUACCUUUGUAGACGAUAUAGAAAGUAGCAGUGCCAGCAGUAACAACUGUAACUCGUCAUCUUGGAUUCCACAAGGGAGUUAUAUUGCUUCUAACAGAGACGACUGCACAGUUUCCCUCAUUUAUUCAGUUCACUUGAAGAAACCAGGAAGCGUUACGUUUGAUUAUCAGUAUCUGGAUAACAGUAUCUUUUUUGAGUUUUUUGUGCAAAAUGAUCAGUGUCAAGACACAGAAGCAACAGAUCAAAAAUGGAUGCGUUUAACCGAAAGUGAUGAAUGGAAGAGUCAUUCAGUAAAUUUGAAGACUGGUACAAAUGUCCUAUAUUGGAGAACCACAGGGAUCCUUCUGGGUGAUAAAAUGGCCAAACCAGUUCUCUUGAAAAACAUCCACAUUGAAGGUGUAGCUUAUACAUCGGAAUGUUUCCUGUGUAAACCUGGCACGUUUAGUGAUACUGCUGGAUCAUCAGUCUGCAAACCUUGCCCGAGAAACACGUUUUCUGGAAGGGGAGCUAGUUCCUGUCAGAAAUGUGAUGAAAUAAAGCAGUUUUCAGAUGAAGGAUCCAGCGAAUGUAAAAAUCGGCCACCAUGUGCAGAGAAGGACUAUUUUCAAAUACAUACACAAUGUGACAAGGAGAGAAGGACUCAAGUCAUGUACAAAUGGAUAACACCAAAGCUUUGCAGAGAGGAUAUGAAAAAUGCAAUUAAACUCCCUCCAUCAGGAGAGAGGAAACCUUGUCCACCCUGCAACCCUGGUUUCUACAACAAUGACACUUCAACCUGUGCUCCCUGCCCGUCUGGUACCUAUUCAGAUGGAACAAGUUCAUGUAAACAGUGCCCAGCUGGAACCGAGCCUAUGUUGGGCUUCGAAUAUAAAUGGUGGAACACUUUACCGGCUAAUAUGAAGACCUCAUGUUUCAAUGUUGGAAAUUCUAAGUGUGAUGGAAUGAAUGGGUGGGAAGUGGCAGGCGACCAUGUUCACAGCGCAGUUGGAGGUUCCGAUAAUGACUAUCUCAUAUUAAAUCUGCACAUUCCCAGUUUUAGCCCACCAAUUUCAUCAGCGCGAUCCACUGGUGUGGAAGUAGGGAGGAUCAGCUUUAUUUUUGAGACUCAGUGUAUUGGAAGCUGUGAGUUAUACUUCAUGGUGGAUAUAAACAGAAAGUCCACCAGUGUUGUGGAGUCUUGGGAAGGUACCAAAGAGCGACAGUCUUACACUCACAUCAUAACAAAGAAUGCAGCUGUUACCUACACCUGGGCUUUCCAAAGAUCAAGCUCUCCACAAGAGGUCAGAAAGUAUAUGAACGAUAAUGUAAAGAUUUACUCCAUCACUGUAACCAAUGCGGAAAGUGGCGUGGCUUCACAUUGUCGUCCUUGUGCACUGGCCACUGACGAGAGAAGUUCAUCCUGUGUGCCUUGUCCACCUGGGCACUACAUUGAUAAAAACACAAAUCAGUGCAAGGACUGUCCGCCUGACACCUACCUCUCGGCUCACCAGGCUUACGGUGUGGAGGCUUGUAUCCCCUGUGGACCCGGCAGCAAGAGUAACAAGGAUCACUCGAUUUGCUUCAGUGAUUGUUCUUUUACACAUUUCAUGGAGAAUCGUACUUUAGCAUUUGAAUUCAGCAGUCUUGCUGGUGUGGCUUCCUUAAUGAAUGGACCUAGCUUCACUUCAAGAGGGACAAAGUAUUUUCAUUUUUUUAAUAUUAGCUUGUGUGGGAAUGAGGGAAAGAAAACGGCCAUUUGCUCAGAUAAUGUAACUGAUGUGACGGUACAGGAUGUGCAGGGAGAGUCAAGUGAAUUCAGCAAUUCUAUUGCUUCUUUUCUCUGUCAAUCAACUAUCAUUCCUUCAGAUGGGAGGAGCUUCCGAACUGCACUGUCUUCUCAGUCUAUCAGCCUGGCUGAUACCUUUUUAGGAGCUACUGUUGAAACAUCAGUGCAGAAUAUUACUGCGAGACCGGACAAAUUUCCUGCUUCUACAAACCACAUUCCUAACAUACAUUUCUUCUACAAGUCAUCAUUGUCAACAGCAUCAUGUGAAAAUGGGCGUGGAACAGUUAUAACAAUGAGAUGUAAUCCAGGAAAGGUUGGCCAUGGGGAAAUUUCUGUACCAAGUGACUGUCCUGGUGGAACUUGUGAUGGAUGCACGUUCCUCUUUCUCUGGGAAAGUAUGGAGGCCUGCCCACUGUGCACUGCAGAUGAUUACCAUGAAAUUGAAGGAGCUUGCAAAAGUGGACUUCAGGAAACCGCUUACGUGUGGAAGGAGCCGAAAGUGUGCAUUAAAGGUGUAAAUCUUCCUGCAAAAAGUAUCAGCAAUUGUGAGAUGAUAGACUUCUGGCUGAAAGUUGUUGUAGGAAUUGGAGCAUUUACUGCAGUCCUUUUGGUAAUCUUAACCUGCUAUUUCUGGAAAAAGAACAAGAAGUUGGAAUACAAAUAUUCUAAGUUGGUGAUGAAUGCUAACUCAAGGGAAGUAGAACUACCUGCAGCUGAUAGCUGUGCUAUAAUGGAAGGAGAAGAUAAUGAAGAUGAUGUAGUUUAUUCCAAUAAACCUUCUUUACUGGGGAAGCUGAAAUCGUUAACUUCAAAGGACAAAGAAGAUAUUUUUGAAUCUGUGCAACUCAAGUCACCAAGAGCUCGCAAUAUAUGAAGAUGGAAAGUUGGUUUUGGAAAUGUUGGCAGUAAUUCCCACUAUAAAAUGUGGAAGCACUUGCCAGCACAAUCGAUGUGGAUGAGAAAACUUCUUAAAUACUGCUGUACCUGAAAUACUAUUCAAAGAAACAUUUGCAAACAGAUACUGUUUGAUUGCCUUAUUGUGCUAGUUGGGAGGAGUAUCAGACAAGUGUUGCCAAAUGUGAUGAACACUGCUGGUUGCCAAACUGACAACAUAAAUCUCAGGAAGAGCUUACCUUCAUUCUUCUUAAUUAACCAAUACGAUUGGACAUUUUAAUGCAUAUUUUUCUUAGCAAUUUGUGUGAUUUGCAAGGUUAUUUUGCUUUAUUCCCCAUCUUGAUCACUGUAGUUAAUUGCAGUACUCUUUCCUAGUUUUUAGAUUUGGUUAUAUUGAGCUAUAACUGUAAGCUCCAUAAUUUUAAAUGAUAAAAUGUAUAUUAUAUUUAUGGUGUGCAAAGUAGCAAACAAACCAAUAUCUCAAUGACGAAAAUAAUCUUGUAAUGUUUACAAGACAGUGAACAUCUCAUGAUGUUUUGUUUUAAGAAACCCUCUAACACAACCUCCUCCUGUCAUGUGAGCAAAAUAAACUCUUUAGACUAGAAAGGUAAAAUUUCCUGAGUGUGCGCUGAAAGUUAUUCAGCCUGUUUGUCAUUUAAAAAUAUGGACAUUUGUUACAAAUACCUAACAGACUGAUUGUAGUGUUUGCGUUUGGCUGUAAUGUCUCAUAGUAAAGUACUUUUUCUUAAGUUGCAAUAAUUUUGAUCUACAAUUUCUCAUUUUGCCUUUCAUGUGGAUGAUCCCAACUGGAGCCAAUUAAUUUUGUUCCCUAAAUGUCAUUUGCAAGCCAUCACUUUGAUCAUCAUCACUUAAGAAAUUUUACUUGUUAUUUCAGUAAUGUUUACUUGUGCUGCCGCAUAUCACCAUGCCCAAAUAUAUCAAGUUAAUUAUUUCCAGUUAUUGAAAGUGAAAUAAUAUUAAUGAAUGGUUAUUGGAUGAGUGAUGCUGUAGGAAUAACCUGAUUAAAUGUACUAGUAGAACGCUUGAUUGCUUUUUUGGUAACUGCAUAAAGAAACACAGAGGUUCAAAGCAUUUUGAGAAAAGUUUCGUGAAUAAGAGCCCUAUUUUUAUGCUUUGUAUGUUGUGACAAUGAUCAGCGUCAGAAAUCCCUAAGUGCUGGAGCAGGAUAUUACCAAGCUGGAAUGAGCUGCUGUGUUAGGCAUUGUCUGUGUUACAUAAAAGAUGAAAAAAACACAACCACAUUUUUGUACCCUUGUGAAAUUCAUUGAGUGAAGGGGUGCAUUGAGUAAAUCUGGUUCAGUACAGACUGUUCAAGAAAUGUGCCAGGCAUUAAAUACAGAAAUUAAAUUUUAAGGAAAAUUUAACACACAGCUUCGCUGCAACAGGAACUGAUUAAUAAAUGAAAUUGGUUGGGAAAGAUCUCCCUCCACAGGUUAUUACUGCCAGCAACCACCAGGAGGCAACAAGACUCAUUAAAACCAUUUUCAAAUGUUGGGGAAUGAAUGUAUUAAACCAUCAAUUUGUGUUCAUCGAAGUACUAAUGCUUCAUUCCCUGCUUUUUCUCCAGAAAUGGUGAUGGUAUAUUAUAAUUAGCAGCCAGAUUUAUAGUUGAAGAAAUUUGUCACCCAAAUCAAAGUUUUGCUUGCUUAUGAAUGAGGCAGCAUUGUCACAAACUAUACUUCAGGUGACUGAAGGUAACAACAGAUACAAUCUUUAUUUAAAAAAAGAAGCAAAAUAAAACUAGCCAGACCAAAAUGUCCCUUCCAAGACAGUGCUUUAUUUUGUACGUUCAGAAAGGAAGACCUUGAUGAGCAUUUUGACCCUUCGUUAUGAAAACUGUAAUUUCUGUUUAUGAUAUAAAUGAAUUAGUGAUUUGAUAUUUUGAAACUGUGAAAUAGGGGUGCACUAUUUGAUGUAAAUAUGAAGGUGAAAUGUUCCUUUGAAUUUUGCCUAUAUGACAGUUAAAGACGGGUUAUUGAGAAAACAGUGCUGCAAGAUUUUCAUUAGUUUAAGUUCUAGUUUAUUUAGGUAUUACAUUGAACUAUACCAGCUUACAAAUUAUAUCCAUAUAAGUUUUAAGAAGGGGAAUGGUGUUUUGUUUAUCAUAGUUUUUUUGUUAUUCAAUAAUCAGCUAAUUUAGCUGUAAGUGAGACUGGAAGAUUGAAUAUGUUCAUAAAAACGUAGGUAAUUUGAAGCAAAUCAGAUUACUUCUCAAUGCACUUAGUAAACUGGAAAUGAAGAAUGAUGUAUGAUGUUUUGAUUAAGGCCCCAUAUUGCUUCUGUAUUAUACAUAUCACUUCUGUAUUACACCCAUCUGACUUUUAGCAGAGUUAUUUUGUUAGAUAUUAAUCACAAAUGGCACCUUUAUUCCCCACACAUCCGUAAUUUAACACAGGAGGGCAGAGUUUCAAUUUUGGAGGCAGUUGGUGAUUUCAGUGUAUAUUGUGCCCCAAAUUGCACCCAUUUUGAAAACUGUCCCCUCUCCCACCACCCCCACCCCUCCAACGCCCCACCACCCCCACCCCUCCAACGCCCCACCACCCCCACCCCUCCAACGCCCCACCACCCCCACCCUUCCAACGCCCCACCACCCUGAGUUUUUGCUCAAACCUAUUUGCAUAUUGACACAAGUAAAAUCUGUCCUGAACCAGCACAGUUGGGCAGCAUUUAAGAACACGGCUUAUAAAAAAAAUUGCUUUUAAUCAAUAUUCCUUAAUAUGUUUGGUAAUGCUACAAAGUUUGAUUAAUAUACCUGAUAAUGGAUUUAGCACAAAAAUAGCAUUUUAAAUCAUAGUCAAUCCACUGCCUGUGAAGGUAAAUUACUGACAAUGAUUUGUAAAAACUAUACAAAACUAUUUUCUAGUUAGAUUGGGGUACAGUAAUCAGAUAUUUAGUAAUUCUUUAAAAAAAAACUCAAACCCUUUCAUAACAUAUCUGUUAGUGUCCUUGUGCCCAAAGGUUCCUGUUCAUUUUUAAAGCUUCUUCGAAGAGCAAGAAUUGAGCACAGCCAAUGGAAACUCUUCAUGGUGAUGAGCUCAGCCUGUGGGCACGGCCAGUUCUCUGCUUCUAGUAUGAUGCUUUUAAAAUCAGCACAUCAUGGAAGGUUGAGUUAUGUUUAAAAUUCUGGAACCUUUUUUUGCUGAUUGUGCUGAUAUUGGGGAAAAUAGCAUCAAAAAAAGACAGUGCAGUUAAGUAGAGACUCCAGGUCAACAUCAGUACAUCAAACUCUUGUCAGCUUGAUUUUGGAAAUCGUGUGCUUGCUUAGAAUGAACCAUUGUUUCCUUCUGAAUAUUACUUGCACUGUCGGAUACAAGUUGCUUUAAGUCUGCUGCCGAUUUUUUUCCCCCAAAUGCAGUGAAACAUCCAUAUUUAGAGAAAAGCAUUUCUAUGACGUACAAAUGGAUGGCGCUCUGUUUAAAGAUGAAGGUUGCACCAUUUAAAAUUCUUUCCAUGUGUUGUACAUUCUAGUUUCUCAGAAUUUGUGCAUUGUAUAUAUAUUUUGGAUCCGUGCAUUAUAUGUUAUUUUUCUGCUAAAUUGUACAAUCAUUGUUAACCAAAGUAGUUAUGGUCUUUGGUGUCAUCUUUCUUAAAUAAAUGUGAAGAGUUUUGGGAA
Molecule: messenger RNA, 6788 nt
Organism: Carcharodon carcharias (great white shark)
Lineage: Eukaryota; Metazoa; Chordata; Chondrichthyes; Lamniformes; Lamnidae
Gene: elapor2b
Product: endosome-lysosome associated apoptosis and autophagy regulator family member 2b
Exons: 22
Coding region: 102-3134 (1010 amino acids)
Biological process (GO): positive regulation of BMP signaling pathway
Source: RefSeq, a predicted model, not a curated record